AUGAAUGUCAAUAAAGAUUUGAGUUACGCGUUUACCCUGAGCCGUCAAUGUUUGCGGCUGUUAGGCGUAUGGCCUGAUCCGCAAGUCUCUUUGAAUAUUUUUAGACCAAAUAUAAGAUUCAUAAUCGUUACCUGUAUUUUGAGUCUCUACGUGAUCGUGCCGCAAUUGACGAAUAUGUUUCGUGCUUGGGGUAACGUGGGCCGGAUGGUGGAGUACGUAGCUUCCGCCAACUUUAGCUUGAUGGCAUUGUGCAAGUUAGUUGCUACAUGGUAUCAUGGUGAAACACUUCGCACACUGAUGACAUCGGUCGCGACUGAUUGGAGAUCUUCGGGGAAUACUUGGGAACGAAAUACAAUGUUGAACAUUGCGAGACGUGGCAGAAGUUUAUCUUUUAAAUGUUGCGUGGCUGCUACAUGUACAGUAACGUUUUACGUAUCUUUUAAUCUCAUCAAGUUCUAUCGAAAUAUGUAUCUGCCGCAACGUAAUCUCGUAUAUCGUUUCUCAUAUCCAUACAACAUUCAGAAGAGCCCAAACUAUGAAAUCACUUUUUUCAUUCAACUCUCUGGCGGCGUAUAUUCGGCCAUUAUCAAUUGUACCGUCGAUUGCUUCAUCUCGAUACUCUUACUGCACGUAUGUGCACAGCUGAUAAACUUACGAAUGACACUUAACAAUCUCGUUGACGAAUUAGCCAAUAGAUCUAUAUCGUCCUUGAAAUUUAAGGAAGGUCUAACUGCAAUUGCUAUACGACACCAACAUCUCAUUAGAUUUGCCAAGACAAUCGACGACUGUUAUAGCGCAGUGCUAUUUGUACAUAUGCUAGCUGCUACUUUUCAAUUGUGUUUUGAAACUUUUCAAGUUUUCACAAUAAUAACAGACAAAUUAGACAUAUCCAUUAUCAAAGUGGCUUUCCUUACAUUUUAUAUCACUCUUGUGCUGACACACUUGUAUAUUUAUUGCUAUUCGGCUGAAAGACUUUUAACGGAGAGCACUAGUAUGGCAUAUGGCGUGUACGAAUGUAACUGGUACAAUCUACCAGCAAAAGACGCGAAAAAUUUAAUGUUUAUUGCAUAUGGAUCUAGAAUCCCGCUUAGAUUGACAGCUGGAAAAUUUGGAACUUUUUCGAUAGAAAUGUUCGGAACAACAGUAAAAACAUCGAUGGGAUACUUAUCUGCGUUGCUGACAAUGAAGGACUAA
Messenger RNA from Formica exsecta, 1194 nucleotides. RefSeq names its product odorant receptor 4-like. Bases 1 to 1194 code for a protein of 397 amino acids. The transcript has 7 exons. Gene Ontology annotation, cellular component: plasma membrane. NCBI's taxonomy places the organism in Eukaryota, Metazoa, Arthropoda, Insecta, Hymenoptera, Formicidae. The record is from RefSeq and is a predicted model, not a curated record. Gene Ontology annotation, biological process: detection of chemical stimulus involved in sensory perception of smell; sensory perception of smell. Gene Ontology annotation, molecular function: olfactory receptor activity; odorant binding.